Messenger RNA from Scleropages formosus (Asian bonytongue), 2909 nucleotides. RefSeq names its product leucine zipper, putative tumor suppressor 1 (gene lzts1). Gene Ontology annotation, biological process: regulation of dendrite morphogenesis; regulation of synaptic plasticity. The transcript is spliced from 5 exons. NCBI's taxonomy places the organism in Eukaryota, Metazoa, Chordata, Actinopteri, Osteoglossiformes, Osteoglossidae. Bases 275 to 2155 code for a protein of 626 amino acids. The record is from RefSeq and is a predicted model, not a curated record. Gene Ontology annotation, cellular component: dendritic spine.
ACUUCCUGGAAGAUGGGGUGUACUGAGCGCCACACGAAGCAGAGAAAGGAGAGAGUGGUUGGCAGAGAGAGGGCGCGAAUGCAGUGCGGUUUGCUCUCUCCACUCAGACACUGGCCACGAGCAGCACGCCAUGAGUGAUGGUUUUCAGAUGGAAGCCCUCAGGACUUCUUCUAAGAGCUAUGAAUCCAACAAACAGUCGUCGAGCUAGGACCUCCACAACUUCUGUUAAAGCCACGCCUGCCUUCACGUCGCACUUGCGGUGGCCUGCCCAGCCAUGGGAAGUGUCAGCAGUCUGAUCACUGGCCACAGCCUCCACAGCAAACACUGCCGUGCCACGGAGUACAAGCUCAAGAGAGGCCCCCAGCCCAAACGGACAGGCCGCAACCUGGAUGGCCUGCUGCGACACGGCUUCUGCCACGAGCCUGCAGGCGAUCCCGGCAAGGCAGGCUUCCGGCCAGGCAGGAGUGAAGACUUCUUCUACAUCAAGGUGAGCCACAAGCCCCGGACGCCGCAGCAGAGGCAGCCCCACGUUGAGGACAAUGCAGAGGACCCUACUGACAUGGAAACGGGCAGCGGCACACCUCCGCAGUUGGUGCCAAUGUCUGGUAAACUAGAAAAGGGCAUUGAGAAGAGCUUGAUAAGGCCUACAGCAUUCAAGCCUGUCAUCCCCAGGAGCAGCUCUACAACAGAUAGCCGCAGCCUAAGCCAGGGGGUCAAUAAAGGGCUCAGCCCCACAGACAGGGGGAAGGAGCCAUCAGAACAGAGGCUAGACGCCAAUUCAGGAACACUUUCAGACUCGGGACGAAACUCAAUGUCCAGUCUGCCCACCCACAGUACCAAUGGCAGUGCCCAGACAGACAACUUCAGCACCACUGUUGGUGCAUUGGCCCGCUGCGGGGGCUCUGCCCACAGUGCGGGACCUACACAGAACCCAAGCUGUGUUGCAGGGGGCAACAUGGGCAGCGCUGGCAGCAGCAGCAAGCUCAAUCCCUCUGGAGACGGAGCAAGAACUCAGCCAGCAAGUGAGGGCACUUCCCCCGAAAGGCGAAACCUCUUUCCGGAGUGUAAGGGGGGCUGCAUGCGUUCUCCCAUUUCCAUGGACGAGUCCCUUAUUGAGCUUCUUGAGCAGAGACUGCUAGAGAGGGAGAAUGAGCUCCAGGAGCUACAGGUCAGCUUUGAAGAAAAGGAGGCUGACACCUGCAAGCUUUUCCAGGAUAAACAAAGGCACUGUGCUGAGGAGAUGGAGGGUCUCAAGCAAAGAUGCUCCAGCCAGCUACGACAGGCCUCCCAGAAGGCACUCAGGGCCCAGCAGCUCUUGCAGCUCCAGGUCUUCCAGCUGCAGCAGGACAAGAAGAAGCUGCAAGACGACUUGGCCCAGCUGUCGAAAGAGAAGGACCAGAUGGAAGUCAAGCUAAGGUCUUACGAGACUAAACAGACUCAGCUGGCUCCAACUCUGGAGGAAACUCAGUGGGAGGUUUGCCAGAAGUCUGGGGAGAUCUCCCUUUUGAAACAGCAGCUGAAGGACUCUCAGGCAGAUGUGAGUCACAAGCUGAGUGAAAUCGUGAGCCUCAAAGCUACACUUAAGGAAACCAAAAUAAAGAUGGAAGCACUGGAGCAGAAAAUCAAGGAACAAGAAGAAGCAGUCCGUUCUAAAGCUGUGGAAGUGGAGGUGUGCGAAAACGAAUUACAACGGAAAAAGAACGAAGCUGACCUGCUCAGAGGCAAAGUGAUACAGCUGGAAACAGACAUCAGGAUUAUGAGGCAAGACCUAGUCCUGGCCAAAGAACUAGGCAGCGCGCGUCAAGUCCAAGAACGAGAAUCAGUCAAAGGUCAACCUGAGGGGGGCGAAGACACAGAGGCCCUUCAGAGAGCACUGGAGAAACUGAAGGAAGAACUGAAGGAGGAGAGGAAGCAGAAGGAGGACAUGGUCAGCAGCUUCCAGCUAGAGAGGCAGACAUGGGACAGGGAGAAGGACAAAGUUAUCCGGUACCAAAAGCAACUACAGUAUAACUACUUGCAGAUGCACAGAAAGAAUCAGGACCUGGAGAAGCUCCUGAGGGAGCUCACCGCUGAGCUGGAGAGCCGACCAGAGGUGGACUUAGAUGUCCAGAGUGCGGACAUACACUUUGAGGACAUCAUAGCCACUGAGAUAUGAACCGGCGGGCUGAAUCCGGAUACAUACAUGACAUACGUAGAUACGUGCACACCACCUACAUUUUGCUUCCAAAGGUACUCAAGGCAUUUUUUCAAGUCUUCUUGAAAUUUCUUACAGGUAAAUGGUGGUUACCUACAAAGAUGUCUAUAUUUUAACUAGUGAUGGCUAUUUAUUUUCAUAAACAAAAAAGGGUAAAGAAUACAUGAAAAUGUAUAUUUAAAAAAGAAAGCUAAAUCGAUUUAAGGCACUUAGUGUAAUGGAGCCAAGACGAAACAUACAGUACAUAUUGAUUUUACAUGUUUUGACACCUGUGUGAGGGCACUGGAUUCAUGAAAAACACUGGUUUGCGUUUUUCCAAGGUUGUAUUGGACUGCGGUAUUUAGAUGUAGUGAACCUUUAAAUGCUUUAAAUUAUUGUCUGCAACUGAGCAAGUCCCAAUGAAAGAACAGUGACGUGCACUGUCACGUUUUCUCGGUACGAGUGCCAGGAUGGGGGGAAUCUGAGAAACUGACAGGAAUUUCCGAGACUGUCUGAAAAGCCAAAUUACACAACCUUGAGGGAGCAAUGUGUAUCUGCGAAAGGUUGACAUUUUCAGAAAUAACAUCAGAUGCCGUUCCAGAUUUUUGAUCUACGUCGUCCUUAGAAGGAAAAAAAAAAACAAAUGAAAGCAGAAAAAGAGUAACUAUCAGACAGUCAACUUCGUGAUCUAUAAAGACAACAUUUAAUCAUUAAAGUUACAAAAACAAAUUUGUUA